GUUCUCUUAUAAACUUUGUUCUUCUAGAUUGUUUGUGUUUUUUUUUUGGGCAGCGGAGGACGACGACGGCAGGAGCUUGCACCGAAGAGCGAAAAUGGUGAACAUUCCCAAGACUAAGAAGACUUACUGCAAGAACAAGGAAUGUAAGAAGCAUACCUUACACAAGGUCACCCAGUACAAGAAGGGUAAAGACAGUCUUGCUGCCCAGGGUAAACGUCGUUAUGACCGCAAACAAUCCGGUUACGGUGGUCAGACCAAGCCCGUCUUCCACAAGAAGGCCAAGACUACCAAGAAGAUUGUCUUGAGGCUCCAGUGCCAAACAUGCAAGCAUUUCUCUCAGCACUCAAUUAAGAGGUGCAAGCACUUUGAGAUUGGUGGAGACAAGAAGGGAAAAGGAACAUCUCUCUUUUAAGUUAUUUCCUCUUAUCUACUUUCUUUUUGUUGGUACUGUCUUGCUUCGAUACUUGAAUACAUUUUGAAUCUUCCAGAAAUGCUUAUGGUGUUCAAUUUAGAUGACAUUGUCGUAUGAAAUAUCUUUUAGUUUCGUGAACCUU
This is a messenger RNA of Brassica oleracea var. oleracea, 554 nucleotides long. RefSeq names its product 60S ribosomal protein L36a. The transcript is spliced from 4 exons. Gene Ontology annotation, molecular function: structural constituent of ribosome. Gene Ontology annotation, cellular component: ribosome; cytosolic large ribosomal subunit. The record is from RefSeq and is a predicted model, not a curated record. The coding region runs from base 95 to 412 and encodes 105 amino acids. NCBI's taxonomy places the organism in Eukaryota, Viridiplantae, Streptophyta, Magnoliopsida, Brassicales, Brassicaceae. Gene Ontology annotation, biological process: translation.